Engraulis encrasicolus (European anchovy) is the source of this 3979-nucleotide messenger RNA. RefSeq names its product DnaJ (Hsp40) homolog, subfamily C, member 11b (gene dnajc11b). The record is from RefSeq and is a predicted model, not a curated record. NCBI's taxonomy places the organism in Eukaryota, Metazoa, Chordata, Actinopteri, Clupeiformes, Engraulidae. The transcript is spliced from 16 exons. Bases 26 to 1705 code for a protein of 559 amino acids. Gene Ontology annotation, biological process: cristae formation.
GGGCGGGGUCUGGCUGUAAGGAAACAUGGCGGCGGCCUUGGAAAAUGAAUUGGAUAACGAUGAUUAUUAUUCUUUACUCAAUGUCAGGCGAGAGGCAACACAAGAGGAGUUGAAGGCGUCGUACCGAAGACUGUGUAUGCUCUACCACCCCGACAAGCAUAGAGACCCCGAACUCAAGCAGCAAGCAGAGCAACUCUUUAAUUUGGUACACCAAGCAUAUGAGGUCCUCAGCGACCCUCAGUCCAGAGCCAUAUAUGACAUCUUUGGAAAGAGAGGUCUGGAAGUUGAAGGAUGGGAGGUGGUGGAGAGGAAGAGGACGCCAGCGGAGAUCCGGGAGGAGUAUGAGAGACUGCAGAGGGAGAGAGACGAGCGGAGGCUUCAGCAGAGGACCAAUCCAAAGGGAACCAUAAGUGUAGGCGUGGAUGCCACAGACCUCUUCGAUCGCUAUGAGGAGGAGUAUGAAGACAUGCCUGGGGGAGGAUUCCCUCACGUUGAAAUCAACCGCAUGCACAUAUCACAGUCCAUUGAGGCCCCAUUAACAGCUAAGGACACAGCAGUCUUGGCAGGGUCUCUCUCGACACACAAUGGAAAUGGGGGUGGCAACAUCAACCUCUCCUUACGACGUGUCACAUCAACCAAUGGAUGGGGAGAGCUUGAGUUUGGUGCUGGCGACACUCGGGGACCCACAUUUGGAAUGAAGGUCUUCCGCAACAUAACCCCACGCUGUUUUGUGACAGCCCAGUGUGGUCUCCAGUUCUCGUCUCGAGGGGCAAGGCCCAGUGCCAGUACGAUGUGGGCGCGUCACCUGGACCAGAAUACCAUGGGCUACCUACAGUGGCGCUGGGGCAGCCAGUCCGCCAUGACCACCAGCAUCGUCAGGGACACCAAGACUAGCCACUUCACCCUGGCACUACAGCUUGGUGUGCCACAUUCCUACCUGAUGAUGAGCUACCAGUACAAGUUUCAGGAUGAUGACCAAACUAAGAUCAAAGGAUCCCUUAAGACGGGGUUCUUUGGCACUGUGGUGGAGUAUGGAGCAGAGCGUAAGAUUAGUCAACACAGUGUGCUGGCUGGUACCGUCAGCAUCGGAGUUCCCCAAGGCGUGUCCCUCAAAAUCAGGCUGAACAGGGCCAGUCAGACCUACCUCUUCCCCAUCCACCUAACGGACCAGCUGUUGCCCAGCGCAGUCUUCUACGCCACCGUGGGACCGCUGGUCAUCUACCUGGCUGUCCAAAAGCUGGUCAUCACCCCAUACGUGCGAGCCCAGAAGGAACAUGAGCUGCAGAAGCACAGGGAAAACUCUGCGUCAGACAUUGCCAAGAAGAAGCAAGAGGCCGAGUCUGCUAUUCAGCUGAUGCACGAGUCCGUGAAAAGAAUCAUUGAGGCCGAGGAGUCUAAGAUGGGUCUCAUCAUCCUCAAUGCUUGGUAUGGGAAGUUUGUGACGGACAACAGCCGUAAGAACGAAAGGGCAAAGGUCAUCGAUGUGACGGUGCCUCUUCAGUGUCUGGUCAAAGACUCCAAGCUCAUCCUCACAGAAGCCUCUAAGGCGGGCCUUCCUGGGUUCUAUGAUCCUUGUGUUGGGGAGGAGAAGAGUCUGAAGCUGCUGUAUCAGUUCCGGGGUGCAAUGCACCAGGUUUUGUCUGGAGACACAGAACCCCUCAGGAUACCCAAACAAUCACACAGGAUAGAGGCAGAGGAGACAUAGGGGAUCUCCACCAGCAGUGGCUGGGCAGACCAAUCCCACCCACCCCUCACCCACCCAGAAGAGGUGGUCCAGUUCUGGUUGGGCCCCAAGCAUCAGAGGAAGGAACACAAAAGGUUCUGGCCUCUGGUCUCUCAUCUCCUCAUAUUGUUCGUUCUUCAGCAGUGUGCAGCCUCAUCCAAUCCUCCAUCACUUCAACACUGUCACUCACAACCCACCCGAGACCCAGACAAACACCCACAGAGGUCAGGAAGCCAUGUCCAACAGGGAUUAUUGGUCUUUGUAUUUAUUUAAUCACAUAAAUAUGAAGCAGUCGUUUUUGCACUUUCUUUGCCCCUAUCCAGUGAAAUACUGUAAUACGGCGUAAUUGAAACCUUCUCACAAAGAGUCUCUUAUUUCCUACAUGUCUGAUCUCAGAAGUACCGGUAUGUCAUGUUGUUAAGCCUCACAUGAAAAUUGAAAGCGGUGCGGAAGAGAACAUACAAUGUGUCCGAGAUGCACUCACAUAUUGGGCAGAAUUGUAGUCUACUGGCAGUGGAAGGGAGACUGCGAGAUAUGGUGAGAGGCUGUCAGGUAUGGUGAAACGCACACCAGCCUGCGCUGACCCGAAAUGUGACAGUCAUGUUGAAGUGGACAGUGCCUCCCAUUUAUAGUUCUGUAAUUGUGUGGGUAACACUUAAGUGAUCAAUAGUAUUGAUCUCGCUGACUUGCAUGUGGAUGUACCACAUUUUAAUUUAAAGUACUGGGUCUGGUGCUAAAUGGUUGCUGGUCAAGGGACAUUUAUCUACAGUAUACCUGGUUAUCUAGUUGGACAUACUUGCUGUGUAAUAUAAGCUCAUGUCAAAAAAUGAAGUCAUUCUUUUUGUCACUUUCUGCCAAAUAGAUGUAGAAACCAUCGCCAGGCAGAUCUCCUUUGGUCAUACUAUUUGGAUGGCACCCAAACUGUUGCCUUCUCCAUUUAUAAGUGUUGUGUGCUUGUGUUUGAAUCGGUAAGGAUAUGGUACAUGAGGCUAACUUUACACGUUUUACCCUGUCAACAUUGUUUGAAUCUAAUGUGAAAGACAUGGUGAUUUGUGAGAAGCAGUAUGCCGUUCUGAGCCGUGGUCUCUUGCUCUUUUACCGACCAAAUGAAUGGAUACAUUUACAGGGAAAAAAGAGCACCAUUGAUGUAGGGAAAGCUGUGCAGACAUGUCUGGUAAUAGUAUUUACAUUGUUUUUCUUUAUCUCUACCUUGAAAUGUUAUCUGUCAUAUUGCUGAUGCCUUCCUAUGCUAUAUAUAUAAUACACACACACACACACACACACACACACACACACACACACACACACACACACACACACACACACACACACACACACACACACACUAGGGCAGUCAGAGGGACACUAAUAGUUAAGACUCAAAGAACACUGAACCUGAUGCCUGGGCGUGUGGUUCUCCAACUGAAAAAGUAGAAUAACCACUAUGUAAACCAACAAAACUGUAUUUUCUUGUGUAUGUUGUCUUUGUUUUGUUGUGUGUGUGCCAUAAUUUUGUUUCCCCUCAGUUUGCAAGGUCUCUCUGGUAUAACCCUGUUAUGUACGUGUUCAUGAAUAACAUUCAUUUUGUUUUGAUUUUUUCGCUGUGAAAGAAAGUCACAUGGACCUGGUACAUUUUAGAGGGAACAUAAAGAAAUACAUACUUCCUAGUAAGUUUGCCUUUUUCAGUUGGGAUGAGUGGAAUUAAGCAAAGGUGAACCAUUUCAGGAUAAUUCAGACCAUUUCUGGUAUGAAGUUUGUCUAUGUGUGUGAAUGUGAAUGAUGUCCUGGGUUGGUUCUGUCUGGAUGUCCCUGCUGAAAUGCAAUAACACUCAGUCAUACGGCUCUCACUGCUAGUUCAGUCACCCAGAUGAGGUGACGGUUCCCCUUGAUACCCUGCCCAGUCCUUACUUGUCCUGGAUGUUGUAUGUCAAAAGUCCUAUUGAAACAUGAUGGCAAGUGACCUGAUACAGUUGCAGCCUUAUUAUGUAAAGCAGGAAAUGGGGGGAGGAGUGAUCCCGUUCUCUGCCAAACAGACUUAUCCAUUAACGCAUGCAUCCCUGCUGUGUUCUGUGUAGCAUUACCAGUCCUGUUUUAUCUAUCAGCCCCUUGUCCUAAAAUAAAGAUAUGCUAAAUGCAUCAGUGGAGGGGGGACAUCACCCCACUCCUCCUGAGGAUGCAACCUGGACUCCACUCCUGACAUUACUGUUUCAUGGUAGCUUUUGGUCAUUUGAAAACCAUUAAAACAUCUCCAACGGA